AUGACGUCAGUGACCCACAUCCUCCAGGAUCAAGGCCCCUUACUUGAGAUCCUUCUCCUGAUCAGGAGUUAUAACUUGUAUCUGCAAACAGAAUACGGGAAAGGCCUGGCCGGGACUCCCAGGUGGGUCCCCGGCCCCGCCUGCGCCGGGCUGGGCCAGCCCCUGGGCGGCGCCAGGGCAGUCGGGGAGGAGCGCGGUCGGGGAGCGCGCGGAGGCGGGCGCUGCGCUGGAGGGUCGCUGCCACGGAACGCAGGCCUGUGCGCGCGGCCGAGCGGGCGGCGGCUGCGGCCACGGUGGUGGUGGGGAGGGCUCGGCUGCAGGCAGGCUCGGGGCUCCCGGGCCGGCGGGGUCCGCCGGCUCCAAUUGCGUCCGCUUGGUGGCGGGAGGAGGGAGCAGUGCAGACAACGAGCGGCAUCUGGCGGGCGCAGCGCGGCCGCAGCCCCGGGACUUGCGCUGCUGCCCUCCGGCCUCGGCGUGCACUGUGCAGCGAGAUCCCACAGGUUCUACUCCUAUAGUGUCAUCCCAGCUGGCUUAAGAGCUUGGAGGAUCACUGUAGCUCUGUCACAUUUAAGGUGUCCUCAGACAGCAGAAAACAUCAUCUUUUUGAAGAGUGCUACAAUUUUUCCAGUCACCUCUUAUAACUGCAUGCCAAAGGGAGCAGUGACUUUUGAUGAUGUGCAAGUGAACUUCACUGAGGAAGAGUGGGAAUCAUUGGAUCCAUCCCCGAAGAAUCUCUACAAAAAUGUGAUGUUGGAGACCUUCCUGAACCUCAACGCUCUAGGCUCUAAUUGGGAAGACCAUGAUAUUGAAGAACAUUUUGAAAAUUCUAGAAGAUUUAAAAGCAUCUCCUCUGGCAGCCAGGAUCCUGGAGCUGGAACGACCGUGUGCGAGGAAUGGUCGGGCCCACUGAGGUCGCGCAAAGUCCUCCUAUACUGUGAUGUACAGCUGUUGGUCUGGAUGGCAUCCCGGUCCUUUGUGAAAAACAAUGGCCUCCAAGGCCCUAAUGAUAGGCAAACCAAAAGUUCCUAUGGGCAACCAUCCUACCCCAGAAUCAGGCCAUUCCGAGGCAUAAAAGGUCUGCCACUGUUUCUUCUUAAUUUCUACUGAUAAAUUACGUCCACCUGCCCUAAUUUCCAUCCAGUGGUCCUCAGUCAAAGACAAAGGGGUUGUCACUGUCUGCCCCAUGACAAAAACAAAAAACAAAAGGUACAAGAACAAAACACAAACAAUAAACACUAGCAUGUCCCAGCACAUUCGUCCCUGUCUGGACUUAAACAGCCAAACGCAACUUCUGACAGGGUGGGAUUCUGCUUCCACUCCCUUCUUCGUAGAAGAAGCACUCUGUCUCCUUCGUUCCUGAAAACCACGGUCAGGUCCCCCUGACUGUCCCUCACCCUUGGAGAGUCCUCCAAGGUUGCAGCCUCCGGGACUCUAGGAUGUCUCCCUCUGCAGCAACUGGGUCCUUAAGGCCCGCAGCGGCAGCUGCAAACAAACUGUGGAGUGGAAUUCUGCUUCCACUCCUAUCUGUUAACAAACUGAAACCAAAACACAUACACAGAGGUGCUGCACUCAGACACUCAGGACAUUUAGAACAAAAACAUUGCCAGCACACACACACACAAACAAGCAUACCUACAAGGGGGGUCUUCGAGGUUCCUGGGUGCCACCUAUAUCCCCGUACGGGCCACCAAAUGUAGGACCUCCUUUUUAGGGAGUCCCCCACUCCGUUCUUGGGAUAGCAUACACCCAAGGAAACAUGAGAGACCAACUUGAUGGAAAGACAUGAGGCAGUUUAUUAUC
This is a messenger RNA of Apodemus sylvaticus (European woodmouse), 1800 nucleotides long. RefSeq lists its product as uncharacterized. Bases 1 to 1107 code for a protein of 368 amino acids. NCBI's taxonomy places the organism in Eukaryota, Metazoa, Chordata, Mammalia, Rodentia, Muridae. The transcript is spliced from 6 exons. Gene Ontology annotation, biological process: regulation of DNA-templated transcription. The record is from RefSeq and is a predicted model, not a curated record.